This is a messenger RNA of Trichomycterus rosablanca, 1591 nucleotides long. RefSeq names its product oocyte zinc finger protein XlCOF20-like. Gene Ontology annotation, cellular component: nucleoplasm. The transcript has 4 exons. The coding region runs from base 59 to 1279 and encodes 406 amino acids. Gene Ontology annotation, molecular function: DNA-binding transcription repressor activity, RNA polymerase II-specific; RNA polymerase II cis-regulatory region sequence-specific DNA binding. The record is from RefSeq and is a predicted model, not a curated record. Lineage: Eukaryota; Metazoa; Chordata; Actinopteri; Siluriformes; Trichomycteridae. Gene Ontology annotation, biological process: regulation of transcription by RNA polymerase II.
AGGAAGCUUCAGCAGCUGAUCUGUUUGUACUAAACUCACUCAUAUACGACCUUUAAUAAUGGAAGCAGCAGAUGUUGGAAAUGUUGCUCCUGUGGAUUUGCACAUUAUAACAAUUAAGAAGGAAGAAGAUGAAGAUGAAGGUUACCUCUAUGGAGGAACAUUCAACUCUGUGGAACACUUUAACCCUGAGGUGGGACACGCUGCUCCAGUGGACCAACAGCCUGAAGGUUUUCUGAAAAUAACUAUAAAAGAAGAAGAUCCUGAAGACGACGAUGACAUAACGAACGAUGAUUUCUGCUGCUACUUGUGCCCGUUUUCCUGUUCGGCCCAGAUUUACCUCUACAAGCACAUGAAGAGUUGUCACAACGGCAAAAACGAGACGCUUAUUAAAUCUGAAGAGGAUGAAGGUAAAAAUCCGAGUGAUCAGCAAACCUCCUCUGAUCCUCUCAGCAUGAGCACUUCUCAUCAACACAAGCAGAAGGAAAUUAACUGCUCUAAACUGGUCGAGAAACCGUAUUGCUGUACUGAGUGUGGAAAGUGUUUCAAUCAUCACUCUCGUCUCAGAACUCACCAGCGCAUUCACACUGGAGAAAAACUUUUUUGCUGUGCAGAGUGUGGGAAAGCUUUUACGCAACAGUGUCAACUAAGAAAACACCAACGCAUUCACACUGAAGAAAAACCUUUUUGCUGUACAGAGUGUGGUAAAACUUUUAAGCAACAGUAUCAGCUAAAAAAACACCAACGCUUUCACAAUGGAGAGAGACCGUAUCAGUGCUCACAAUGUGGGAAGAGCUAUAUUUGUCAGAAUCAUCUCAUAGUACACCAGCGCAUUCACACUGGAGAAAAACCGUAUCAGUGCUCGGAGUGUAAGAAAUGUUUCUCUCGACAGUAUCAUCUUAAGACACACCAGCUCACUCACACCGGAGAGAAACCGUUUUCCUGCUCACUAUGUGGGAAGGGUUUCACUCAGAAUCACUGUCUUAAAUUGCACCAGCGCAUUCACACUGGAGAAAGACCAUUUUCCUGCUCACAGUGUGGGAAGAGCUUUAAUAAAAAAUAUCACCUCAAAGUUCACCUGCGCAUUCACACCGGAGAAAAACCGUAUUUUUGCUCCGAGUGUGGAAAGAGUUUUAACGAACAUCAACAUCUUAAAAUACACCAGCGCGUUCACACUGGAGAAAAAAUAUUUUUCUGCACAGAUUGUGGGAAGAGUUUUAGUGAUAGGAGUUCUUUUAGAAGACACCAGCGCAUUCACACCAGAGAGAAACUGCCUCAGUGAUCACAGUAUGGGAAGAACUGUAAUCAUCAUCAUCUAAAAUCCACCAGAACAUUCACACUGGAGAAAAACACAACAGUGCACGAACACUUGUUGCCCUCUGCUGUACAGCUGAAGAUGGCAGAUGGGUGUUUCAACUUUCAGUAUGACAAUGAACUCACAGCCACCAAUAUUAUAAAUCAAGGAAAGCUAUCAAGAUUUAAAUCAGGGGACUAGUCAGUAAAUGUAGUUUUCCAUUCCUGUAUUAACCUCCGGCACUGUUGCUUUUUCUUUUUACUUUUUACUUGAAUGUUAUAAGUUAAAAUGUGUAAAUAA